AUGUCGUCUCCAAUGCGGAUGACUCGCGGCGGCGUCGACGAUAUCGCGGGGGACGGAUCGACUUCCGCAUAUCUCGACGCGGGCUCGCGCUUGGAACGUUUCGCCGCGGACGCGCGCGAUGUCUUCGACGCGCACGUGCUCUCGCGGCUCGACGGUGGCGACCUCGCGAUGCUCGCGCUGGUGAGCCGGAGUAUGCGCGACGUCGUUUUCGCGUCGCCCGUCGGCGACGUGAGGGACGUCGCCGCGGUGAGGAGGGAGCUCGGGAGGAUGCCGAACUUCGUCGGGUCGGUCAGCAGGUUGGCGUGGGCGAAGGAACAGCGAGGGUGUCCGUGGAACGCGAAGACGUUCACGUGCAUCGCGAGGGGUGGGAACAUGGAGGUCGCGAGGUGGGCGAAGGAACGAGGAUGCCCGUGGACCGAGUGGACUUGCCGCCAUGCCGCGCUUUGCGGCCACCUGGAGGUGAUGCAGUGGGCGCGAGCGAACGGAUGUCCGUGGACCGAGUGGACUUGCGCCUAUGCCGCGAGAGGCGGCCACCUGGAGGUGCUACAGUGGGCGCGAGCGAAUGGCGCUCCGUGGGACGCGAUGACUUGCGCCGAAGCCGCGGAAGGCGGCCAUCUGGAGGUGCUGCAGUGGGCGCGCAAGAACGGAUGUCCGUGGGGCAAUGGGACUGGUGCCGCAGCCGCGAAAAAUGGCCACCUGGAGGUGCUGCGGUGGGCGCGUGCGAACGGAUGUCCGUGGACCGAGUGGACUUGCGCCUAUGCCGCGAGAGGCGACCACCUGGAGGUGCUCCAGUGGGCGCGCGCGAACGGCGCUCCGUGGGACGAGUGGACUUGCGCCUACGCAGCGAGAAGCGGCCACCUGGAGAUGCUUCAGUGGGCGCGAGCGAACGGCUGUCCGUGGGACGAGAGGACCUGCGCCUGGUCCGCGCGUGGCGGCCACCUGGAGGUGCUACAGUGGGCGCGAGCGAACGGCUGUCCGUGGGACGAGAGGACCUGCGCCUGGUCCGCGCGUGGCGGCCACCUGGAGGUGCUACAGUGGGCGCGGGCGAACGGCGCUCCGUGGAACGAGGGGACUUGCGCCCAUGCCGCGGCAGGCGGCCACCUGGAGGUGUUGCAGUGGGCGCGAGCGAACGGCUGUCCGUGGGACGAGAGGACCUGCGCCUGUUCCGCGCGUGGCGGCCACCUGGAGGUGCUACAGUGGGCGCGGGCGAACGGCGCUCCGUGGAACGAGGGGACUUGCGCCCAUGCCGCGGCAGGCGGCCACCUGGAGGUGUUGCAGUGGGCGCGCGCGAACGGCGCUCCGUGGGACGAGUGGACUUGCGCCUACGCAGCGAGAAGCGGCCACCUGGAGAUGCUUCAGUGGGCGCGAGCGAACGGCUGUCCGUGGGACGAGAGGACUUGCGCCCAUGCCGCGGACGGCGGCCACCUGGAGGUGCUACAGUGGGCGCGCGCGAACGGCGCUCCUGGGACGAGUCGACUUAGACAGAGGAGUGGCCCCACGUGA
Molecule: messenger RNA, 1503 nt
Organism: Micromonas pusilla CCMP1545
Lineage: Eukaryota; Viridiplantae; Chlorophyta; Mamiellophyceae; Mamiellales; Mamiellaceae
Exons: 1
Coding region: 1-1503 (500 amino acids)
Molecular function (GO): protein binding
Source: RefSeq, a predicted model, not a curated record